Molecule: messenger RNA, 14149 nt
Organism: Rhea pennata
Lineage: Eukaryota; Metazoa; Chordata; Aves; Rheiformes; Rheidae
Gene: ARFGEF3
Product: ARFGEF family member 3
Exons: 34
Coding region: 1-6540 (2179 amino acids)
Biological process (GO): regulation of ARF protein signal transduction
Molecular function (GO): guanyl-nucleotide exchange factor activity
Source: RefSeq, a predicted model, not a curated record
AUGGAAGAAAUCCUGCGAAAGCUGCAGAAGGAGGCGUCGGGGAGCAAGCACCGGGCCAUCAAGGAGAGCUGCACCGGGGCCAUCGAAACCUUGGAUUCUCCCGAUGCUGCUACCAAGAUACCUCCAUAUCAGCUGAGGGAGAAGUGUCUCCUUCCUCUCCAACUGGCUCUGGAAUCAAAGAGCGUGAAGUUGGCCCAGCAGGCUCUUGCAGGGAUGCAGAAGCUGCUGUCUGAUGAGAGGUUUGUAUCCGUGGAAACAGACUCCGAUGAGAAGCAGUUGCUAAAUCAGAUGCUGAAUGCCGUCAAAGUGACUCCCUCGCUCAAUGAAGACCUGCAAGUUGAAGUGAUGAAGGUCUUGCUCUGUAUAACAUACACCUCCACAUUUGAGCUGAAUGGGAGUUCAGUGUUGAAGAUUGCUGAGGUUUGCAUUGAGACAUAUAUAUCUAGCUGUCACCAGCGGAGCAUUAACACCGCUGUGCGGGCAACCCUCAGCCAAAUGUUGAGUGACUUGACUUUACAGUUACGGCAAAAGCAAGAAAAUAUGACAAUUGAGAACCAUGAUGCCCUGCAGAAAUUCAAGAGUCAAGGUACUUCUGCUGAAUCUCUUAGUGAUGAUGUUGUAUCUGUCCUCACUGUGCUCUGUGAGAAGCUCCAGGCUGUCAUAAAUGAUAAUCGACAACUUCAGCUUCUUUACUUGGAGUGCAUCCUCUCCAUGUUAAAUAGCUCCUCUCCCAACAUGCACCAGCACAAAGGAUUCACUGAUCUCAUAUGGAAGCAACUUUGUCCAGCCCUAGUAGUAAUCCUGGGAAAUCCAAUCCAUGACAAAACUAUCACCUCUGCCCACAGCAGCAUCUGUCUUGAGACUGAUUCACCGUCCUCAGGGGUCUCUGAUCAUGGCCGGGGUUCUGGGUGCUCGUCCACAGCACCUGCCCUUAGUGGGCCUGUUGCACGGACCAUAUAUUACAUUGCAGCAGAACUGGUUCGACUGGUGGGAUCAGUCGAAUCCAUGAAGCCUGUGCUGCAGUCUCUCUAUCACCGGAUACUGCUUUAUCCACCACCGCAGCACCGAGUAGAAGCCAUCAAGAUUAUGAAAGAGAUACUUGGAAGUCCUCGAAGGCUUUGUGAUUUGGCAGGGCCCUGCUCCUCUGAGCCAGAAUCCAGGAAGAGGUCAAUUUCUAAAAGGAAAUCCCAUCUGGAUCUUCUCAAACUUGUCAUGGAUGGGAUGACAGAAGCUUGCAUCAAAGGUGGUAUUGAAGCAUGUUAUGCUUCAGUGUCCUGCGUCUUUGCCUUGCUUGGAGCAUUAGAUGAGCUAAGCCAAGGGAGGGGUCUUAGUGAGGAGCAGAUACACCUGCUGCUCCGGCGCCUGGAAGAAUUGAAGGAUGGGACUGAGACAAGUAGAGACUCUAUGGAGAUCAAUGAUGCUGAUUUCAGGUGGCAGAGGCGCAUUCUGUCCUCAGAACAUCCUGCCUGGGAAUCAGGAAAUGAGAAGAGUCCUGAUAUUAGCAUUAGUGUUACCACAGACACUGGUCAGACCACUUUGGAGGGGGAUAUGGGACAGACAACUCCAGAGGAUAAUCUGGAAAGUCAAAAAAACUCACUGCCAUCUCCAGCUGGACAUGAAAACAAAGAGAUUCAUUACGGAGAAGCAGAGUCAGAAACCAUUGACCAGCCAGAUGUUGUUCAGAGAAGCCACACCAUAGUCUAUCCAGACAUAACAAACUUUUUAUCAGUUGACUGCAAGACCCGGUCCUAUGGAUCCAGAUACAGUGAAAGUAACUUCAGUGUAGAUGACCAGGAUCUCUCUAGGACUGAGUUUGAUUCAUGUGACCAGUAUUCCAUGGCAGCAGAGAAAGACUCUGGCAGAUCAGAUGUCUCAGACAUAGGCUCUGACAAUUGUUCUUUGGCUGAUGAGGAGCAAACACCAAGGGACUGUCCAGGUCACAAGUCCUUACGUACUGCUGCUCUCUCUCUGAAAUUGCUGAAAAACCAGGAAGCAGAUCAGCACAGCGCACGGUUGUUUAUUCAGUCACUUGAAGCUCUUCUUCCUCGGCUUAUAGCUCUCCCCAGCAUAGAGGAGGUGGAUGAAGCACUGCAGAGCUUUUCUUCAACCUUCUGCUCAGGUAUGAUGCACUCACCAGGAUUUGAGGGAAACCCAAAUUUCAGCUUCCAGACGCUGAUGAAUGCAGACAGUCUCUACAUGGUCUCACAUUACACUCUGCUGCUCAACCUAAAAUUGUCUAACUCGGAUUACUACAGAAAGAAGCCUGCCCAAGCGCCUGUGUUGCUGAAGGAGUUCAUGAAGCAGGUCCAGUCCAGUGGAGUGUUGAUGGUGUUUUCCCAGACGUGGGUUGAAGAACUGUACCACCAGGUAUUGGAAAGAAACAUGCUGGGGGAAGCUGGAUACUGGGGAAGCCCUGAAGAGCACAGCCUUCCACUUAUAACCAUGCUGACUGACAUUGAUGGCUUGGGAAGCAGUGCAAUUGGUGGCCAAUUGAUGGCAUCAGCUUCAGCACAAUCCCCUCUUUCCCAAAACCGGAAGACAGAUGAUUCGGUUGUUGCAGGAGUUGCUUUUGCCCGAUACCUUUUAAUUGGCUGUUGGAAAAACAUGAUCGACACCUUGUCCACACCACUGACUGGCCGCAUGGCAGGCAGCUCCAAAGGCCUGGCGUUCAUCCUGGGAGCAGAAGGAGCCAAGGAGCAGAACCAGAAGGAGAAAGACUCCAUCUGUGUGAGCCUGGAUGGACUGAGGAAGGCAGCCCGACUGAGCUGCGCUUUAGGGGUUGCUGCCAACUGCGCAUCUGCUCUUGCCCAAAUGGCUGCUGCCUCCUGUGUCCAAGAAGAGAAAGAGGAAAAAGAAAUCCAGGAGCCUAGUGAUGCUAUAACUCAAGUGAAACAGAAAGUCGAGCAGAAACUGGAGCAGAUGGGGAAAGUGCAGGGAGUCUGCCUACACACCGCUCACGUUUUGUGUAUGGAUGCAGUCCUCAACGUGGGCCUGGAAAUGGGGAGCCACAAUCCGGACUGUUGGCCUCACGUGUUCAGGGUGUGUGAGUACAUCAGCAUGCUCGAGCACACUCACUUCAGCGAUGGCGCUUCCCAGCCCGCUCUGACCAUCACCCAGCCCCAGCAGGCCCCCAGCAGCCUGCAUCUGGACUCUGAGUCUGGGGACUCUCCUCAGGAACUGACCCCUGAGCAGGAGACCACCCUCAGCAGCAAUCCUGUCAUUCAGCCAGUUUCCAUCCAGGAACUUAUCAAGGAAGGCAGCAAGGGCAGAGCUUUUGACUUCCGUGGAGGCAGCCUGCUGUGUGGGACCAGUGCUGCCAAGGCUGUUCUUAUGCUCUCCACACAAGCUGACAGACUCUUUGAAGAUGCUACUGACAAGUUAAACUUGAUGGCCCUGGCAAGCUUCCUGUACCAGCUCAAGAAGGCUUCUCAAUCCCAGCUUUUCCAUUCAGUCACAGAUACAGUUGAUUACUCCCUAGCAAUGCCAGGUGAAGUAAAAUCUACACAGGACAGGAGAAGUGCACUUCAUUUGUUCCGGCUUGGUGAUGCCAUGCUUAGAAUUGUCCGGAGCAAAUCGCGCCCGCUGCUCCAUCUCAUGCGCUGCUGGAGUGUGGUAGCACCUCACCUUGUAGAGGCUGCCUGUCAUAAGGAGAGGCAUGUGUCUCGGAAGGCUGUCUCCUUCAUCCAUGACAUCCUCACCGAAGUGCUGACAGACUGGAAUGAACCUUCUCAUUUUCACUUUAACGAGGCGCUGUUCCGCCCCUUUGAGCGUAUUAUGCAGCUAGAGUUGUGUGAUGAGGAUGUCCAAGACCAGGUGGUCACUUCUAUAGGAGAGUUAGUGGAAGUGUGUUCUACACAGAUCCAGUCAGGAUGGAGACCCCUGUUCAGCGCUCUGGAAACAGUGCACAGCAGCAGCAGGUCAGAGGUUAAAGAGUACCUUGUAGGAGAAUACUGCAUGGGGAAACGCCAGGCUCCGGUGUUUGAUGUCUUUGAAGCAUUUCUAAAUACAGACAGCAUCCAGGUCUUUGCCAAUGCUGCCACCAGUUACAUUAUGUGCCUUAUGAAGUUUGUCAAAGGACUGGGGGAAGCUGAUUGCAAGGAGAUGGGUGACUGUGUGCCAGGAUCAGGAUCCACAUCUACAGACUUGUGCCUUCCUGCUCUUGAUUACCUCAGGAGAUGUUCCCAGUUGUUAGCCAGAAUCUAUAAAAUGCCCUUGAAACCCAUCUUCCUCAGUGGCCGGUUGGCUAACUUGCCCCGAAGAGUGCAGGAACAAUCAGCCAGCAGUGAGGAUGGUGUUGAGUGCAUCCUUUCUGACUUUGAUGAUGACACUGGCCUUAUCAAUGUCUGGAUUAUUCUGCUGGAAGAAUUAACAACUGCUAUAUCCAACUGUCCCCGCCAGCACCAGCCUCCCACUCUGGAUCUGCUCUUUGAAUUGCUGAGGGACGUUGCUAAGACACCUGGCCCAGGAUUUGGCAUUUAUGCAGUUGUACAUCUUCUUCUUCCUACGAUGUCCCUUUGGCUCCAUCGCAGUCAUGGUGACCAUUCUUACUGGGAUGUGGCAUCUGCUAAUUUCAAGCAUGCCAUUGGCCUUUCCUGUGAACUAGUAGUGGAGCACAUUCAAAGUUUCAUACACUCAGACAUUGGUUAUGAAAAUAUGAUAAAUACUAUGCUAAAAGAUCUUUUCAAGUUGCUGGUGGCCUGUGUAGCAGAACCAACAGAAAUAAUUUCCAGAGUUGGCUGCUCCUGCAUCAGGUAUGUGUUAGUAACAGCAGGACCUGUUUUCACUGAAGAGAUGUGGAGGCUUGCAUGUUGUGCCUUGCAGGAUGCAUUCUCUGCCACUCUGGAGCCAGUAAAGAACCUGUUGGGCUAUUUCCACAGUGGUUCUGAAAGCUUUAGUGGAGACGCCUGUGAAGUGAAGGUGGCAGCGCCCUCCCUCUCGCCCAGUGCUGAAGCUGAAUACUGGAGAAUCAGAGCAAUGGCACAGCAGGUCUUCAUGUUGGAAACCCAGUGCUCCCCAAAGACUCCUAGCAACAAAGAAGGAUUUGAACAUGCCCAGUCUUGUGUGCUUAUCAUUGACCUGCCGCCGGAUAAGAAACCAAAUGGACAUACCCAGAGAAGUAUUCCUUUCAGGACAAUAGUUGUGAGCUUGUUGUCCCACCAAGUACUGCUCCAGAAUUUAUAUGACAUCUUACUGGAAGAAUUUGUGAAAGGCCCUUCUCACUUGGAGGAAAAAAUGACAAUACAAAUACCAGAAAACAAGUUGGCUGGUUUUCUCAGGUACAUCUCCAUGCAAAACUUGGCUGUCAUCUUUGACUUACUGUUGGACUCAUAUCGAACAGCCAGAGAGUUUGACACCAGACCUGGGUUGAAAUGUUUGCUGAAAAAAGUGUCUGGCAUUAGCGGAGCUGCCAACCUGUAUCGCCAGUCAGCAAUGAGCUUCAACAUCUACUUCCAUGCUUUGGUUUGUGCAAUCUUGACAAACCAGGAGAAUAUCACUGCAGACCAAGUGAAGAAGAUCCUGUUUGAAGAUGAUGAGAGAAGCACAGACUCCUCACAGCAGUGUUCUUCAGAAGAUGAAGACAUUUUUGAAGAAACUGCUCAAGUUAGUCCUCCCCGAGGGAAGGAGAAGAGACAGUGGAGGGCUCGAAUACCAUCCCUGAGUGUACAACCUGUCAGCAACGCAGACUGGGGCUGGCUGAUCAAGCGUCUUCAUAAGCUGUGCAUGGAACUGUGCAACAACUACAUCCAGAUGCAUCUGGAUCUGGAGAAUAGUGUAGAGGAACCUCCAGUGUUCAAAGGUGACCCUUUCUUCAUUUUACCAUCCUUUCACUCGGAAGCUUCCACCCCAUCAACGGGAGGGCAAUCUGGGAAAGACACACCCUCUGAAGAUGACAGGAGUCAAAUCAGGGACCAGCUGGGAGACAUCCUGACACCCAGAGGAGGGAAUGGAGAUAUGCUGCUGCUACCUCCACCCCUAAGUCCUAAACUGGAGAAAAAAGAGCAAACCAGGAAAAAAGAAUGGUGGGAAAGUGCUGGCAACAAGAUCUACACCAUAGCCACUGACAAAACCAUCUCUAAGCUCAUGACGGAAUACAAGAAAAGAAAGCAGCAACAGACCAUGACAUCCUUCACUAAAGAGGUCAAAGUGGAAAAGAAAGGGGAGCUCCUGGGCUCAAGAGGGCAGGACUCACCCAUACUCCAGCGGCCCCAACAUCUUAUAGACCAGGGUCAAAUGAGGCAUUCCUUCAGUGCUGGCCCAGAGAUCCUGAGACAAGAGAAGCGACCACGCUCAGGAUCCACAGUCAGCUCCUUGAAUAUAUCUAUUCGAGAUGCUGAGGCCCAGAUACAGGCAUGGACCAACAUGGUGCUGACAGUUCUCAACCAGAUCCAGGCCCUGCCAGACCAAAUGUUCACAGCCCUCCAGCCAGCAGUGUUCCCCUGCAUCAGUCAGCUGACUUGCCAUGUGACAGAUAUCCGCGUCCGCCAGGCCGUGCGGGAAUGGCUGGGAAGAGUGGGCCGGGUUUACGAUAUCAUCAUUUAAAUUAGCUGUGUUCUCUUGCAAAGGGAAGAAGACAUCAAAGGUACACAGCAAAGAAGUAUUUGGGGUUCGUUAGUUGCCUAAUUGUUGGUGAUAAAUUAUGAAACAAUAAGCUUGUCAAUGUAUAUCCUCUAUCCACGUGAGACCAUGUCAGUCACUCGCACUAGCACAGAAGGCGAAGCAGGAGUGUGUUCAUGGGGUUUUGCAGUGGCCCGGAAACUGCAGGUAAAACAGGCUGGUUCCUAAAAUAGUAUAGUUCAAUAACCUUCAUUUUAAUUCGAAUUUGUAAUAGUGGGAGCCACAUUACAAUGCCGGUGAAGUUUCACAUUUGCACUUAGCUGUUGAUUAUCUGGAUAUCAAACCUAUGUAAAAGGCAAGAAAAAGGUGAGGCUAUAGCAGAAAUAAAAAGCAUUACAUUUGCUUAGUGUAAAUUUUCCCCUCUGAAAUUAGCAUGAGAAAGGAAAUCCAAAUAAAGGUUAUUGUAAUAACUAUACACCUUGCUCACUAGAGAAAGUGGAAAUGUAUAUUGCUCUGAGAAGAGCCUUUGAAGUCUGAUCACACACAGGGAGGCUUGUGAGCUACUAAUGAAAUAUCCCAGGUCUAAACCACAGCCAACCACAGGCUAUGUGAAUAGCCUUUUAUUGCCCUUGUGGAGUAUUGCUUGAAGAAAAAUGACACUAUCAAGCUUUCCUCUCUACAACACUACCCUGGCUACCUGCUCAGCUACACUUACAGCUGAUCAUCUUUCCAUGUGUAUAUAAUUCCGCCUGAGAGCAACAGGGAAGUUUUGUUUUGCUGUUGCCUGUGAAGCUGAGGGAAAGGCACAGCAGCAAGCAAAGCUACAAUCAGGCUGUGUGCCUAUAUCCAGUGAUCAGCUAAACAGAGAGGAAACUUAAUGUUCCAGUUCAAGCAACACUACCACUAUGUUGGCUUAUACUUUUAUUGGAAAUCUGUAUUUUUGCUGAUGUAGGGCUUCUGUAGCCAGGAGGCCCCUCAUCAGCUACACUAAACUUAUCACUCCACAAUGAGCUGAAUCAAGAUGGAAACCGAUCUGACAAGAAGGAAUCUUUCCUGUUUCUCUCUAAGUUCUGGCCUGCUGCUGUAAAUAGAGAGGGACAGAUUCUCAUGUAGGGAUAUCUCCCUCUGUGCAACACUUUGAUGAGGGCUGCUGCAGUUUGGUGGCUACCUUUGGAUGUGAGGGGAAGGAGAAGGAUUGACUAAUACCAUCAGAUAUGAAGGGGACACUAAUCACAUUAGAUAGAGUGAAGGUUACUUUGCCACACAAAUUAUGUCACAGCCCCAGGGAUAUUCAUACUCCCAUACUAAACAAUUUAGUAUUUGUUUUUAGUCUUGGGAGAACCCUUGAUGAUGUUCUCCCAAAGUUUUUUAAAAUGCGCACACCAACUAAAUAUACAGCUUCAGUUUCUGUUCUAAAGCAUCUUCAGAAAUAGCAUUUCAUUAUGUUAGGCUCAAACUUUGCACAAUUAACUGUUUUGGGGAUCUCAAACUGGAAAAAGUGAGAGGGUUGGUCCAAGAGGAUCCACUGAACAGCCAUCACCUAAGUUGAUAUGUCCACUAAGAGUCUGCCCAGAUUUCUGUCUCUUCUAUCCAUCCCUGACUCCCCAUUUGCCAACUGCUAGACUAGGGCAAAGAAUACUUUGUCCUAUAACUUUCUGUGGGGUCUAUCACAGUUCCUCUUUCUUUCAAAAUUUUUGACCCAUUGCCAAAUUGUUCCUUAAAAACCACCUCUUUCUUAUCACCCGUUUUGCCUUUAUAGUUGAUACAAUUGUUAAAUUACUCAUUUAAAAAAAUUCUCUGACAGAUUUACUUAUUCCUUGGGGACAAGUGAGAUUAGCCCUUGGAAUAUGGGAGAGUGGUGGUGUGAUUUGAUUUCUGUUUCUAUGUCUUUCCUUCUGAACUUUAGGCAGAGUAAAGAGAUGAAUAUAUUUUUGUUCUGAAAGUUUUUAUUGGGUAUAUAUACAGAACUGCUUUUAAAGUAGUGGAUUAAGUAGGAGCAAUAAUAGAAAUCAGAAUAACCAAACUGUAUUGAAAACAUCCUACUCUGCUGGUUUUUGUUAUAGUUUGCAUUGAUUAGAUUCAGAUGCUGGCUGUGCUUAUCUUGAUUUAUAUUGGAGAAGUAAAAAUUUAUAGCAGUGUCAAUCAAAUCAAUCAGAUUCCAGAAGAAGGCCUAGUAUCCAGGAAACACUAUGAUUAUGUGUUGCAGUUACAAUACAAAAGUGCUACAGAAAGAAAAGCCCUAGGAGAGACGAUACCCAAAAGAAAUGCACAUGGACAUGAUAUAGCCUAAUGCUACUUGCUUAGCCAGCUUCUUUACCCAAACUAUUGUUUCAUUUCCACUUUUUAUACCUCAACCUCCACACUGGAAUUGACUAGGAGCAAAUCUACUGUAUACUUCUUGCCCAUAUUUUACCCCCACCAUGCUCCAGAUUAUGCACUAAGUGCCCAUUGUCACCCUCAGUGCCUCUGUUCAUUAAUAUCCCUCCCCCAGAGAACCAUAAGAGGGCAUGAGUAACUGAGUAAUUACAGAAAUCUCAUGUAAAAGUAGAGAAAAAGAGCGAAAUGAAUCUGUGAAAUAGCACAGUUUAAUGUAUGUUGCUCUUCAUUUCAUUUAUAUGUAAAAUGGGAAGCAGAUUGAGAGGGCAGGCCACGGCCACUUCAUGACCCAUCAAUCUGAUGUGCGGAAUUGUUUCUGAUACAUUCUGAAAUUAAAAAUAUAUGAACUUGGUCACAUUCUCAACCAUUUUUGAUAGUUUAAGUAUAGACAUCAGAGAGCUCCAAAUAAGUAAAUAAUAAAUGAGUAAAGUCACCAUCUCAGACCUGUGCAAUGUGUUUCAUGCAUACUUUGGCUUGUUUGGCUUAAGGCUGCCAACAUACUAUGCUCAGGUCUCACAAAGCAAGCUUUUAGCCCAAAGAAGGAGCCUGCUCAAAAUAGUCCCAGGAGAGGGUGCUUGUGCCAACCAGUCACAAGCUUGCAGAAGGGACUCUCCAGUUCUACAAACGCUGAUCAUGUCCAUCUGCCCUACACAGCAGCUGCCUUUCUGCUUCCAACUUGUGAGUGGGGAGUACCUCAGACAGUAGCACAAAUAGCCCUUGUCUCUAUACAUAUAAGUCUUCUCCACAUAACCAUUCAAAUCCUUACUUAUGGCCCCAGUAUAAAGUAACGCGUGAGGUACCAGGAGCCUAUUAACAGCUCUGCCGUUGAAUCAGAAAAUUCGUUUGAGCCUUGAAAAAUACAGUCUGUGCAGUAUGGACUGAGCUUAGCCUGGCUCUUCUCUUCACUGUGGUUAAUAGCUACAGUCUCUCUUUACUCCUGCCUGUUUCUUUGUGUCACGCAAAUUUCUAUGUGAGUUGGUUUUGUUGUUAUGUAACUGGCCAAAAAACAGUGAGUUUACUAAUUCUGUCAGUUCCAGUUUUGCUGAUUCUCCAAAUUCUUCUGAAUAACUUUGCAGUAAGUUUUAAGAUAUUUUCCCUCUCUCCUGUUCAGUGAAAGAGACUGCUCUUGGGCUGUAAUGUGUCACCUGUGCUCUUCUGUUGUUCAAGGACUCUGAAUUGCACAAGUAGUGUUUUAAGUCCAAGGUGGACUGGCACAGCAUUCUUGGACAUUAUUUAUUAACUAGAAUUUUGUUCUACCCUGUCAGAUUUGAAAUUUACUCCUGUUGUUAAAUAGAGGAAGGAACUGGCAUCCCUCUCCCUCUCUUCUAUGCUUUCUAGCUAGGGAAACAACCUUGAAAUUGCAAAUGCAGCUUUUUACUCAAACAUAUCAGAAUAGUUUGAUUUGUAGGCCACUAGUUUUAGGUAAAUAAAUCAAAAACCUCUGCUUUAGUAAGGAUACAAGCCAGAUAACUUGUUUAUAAGAGGGCACGAAACUAUGUAAUAAAUCAUAUGAUCAUUUUUGACCUUUGUUGUAUUACCUGCUGAUUUUAAAAUUAGAGAAUACAACUUAAACAGUAGAACUUAUAAUUGUAUAAUAAUUCUUAUAAUGUGAUAUGAUAAUUUAGACACUAUGGCUAUAAGCCCAUCCAAACUAAUAGUACAUUAACAGAUGCUGAUUUAUACAAAUGAAAUGUGAAGAGAUAUAUUACAGUUAUUCCUAUGUACAGUAAACUGGUAUCAGAAAUGCAUAAGACCCCAUUAAAGCUUUAAGUGUUACUGCCUUAAAAAAAAUAAAAAAAAUGUGGCCAUCAGGAAUAAAACUCAGGUAACAGACCUGCAUUUUAGCUAUGCUGCCCUUGGACUAUUUCACACUGCCUCCAUCAGGCCAUUACCGGUGGAGGGUCACUACAGAAAUAGAUGCAACAUUCUUUCUUUUUAAAAAUAUUUCUGUCAGCCACUGACAGAAAAAAUUGCUAUAGGCCAGAAUCACAUAUCCUUGCUCUUAUGAAAUUGCUCUUUACCAUAAAAAUAUUUAAAGCUAAAAAAAGGGGGGAGGGGAGAGAGAGAGAAAGCAUACAUACAUGUAUGCUUGUACAGCAUAUAGGUUUGCAUGUUACUUUGUAGUGCAAUGAUAUGCAGAAAUAUGAAAACAUUGAUCUGUUUAUAUGUAGAUUCCUGUAGCUCCAGUCACUGUCAUACUCUGAGCACUCUGCAUGUUUACAGAGUGAUACCCAUAUUAGUAAUAUAUUUAUCACGUUCUCUGGGCGUAUUUGUCACAUUAGCAAUGGUUAAUACAGUUCUUCUAGUAACUUCACUAAAGUAGUUUUUUAUGAACAUUCAGCAGCCUUAGAAUUAAUGCCACCAUCUUCUGGUGAACAUGAAUACUUCUAAGAUAUUAAGAUACAGAUAUAGUUCUCUCCCAAUACUCACUUUAGCAAAAUUAACUUAUUUCAAUAUACUUAAAAUUUAUUAGGGGAAGAUUUGCUCUUGUAAAUUUUUCCUUUGUAAAACUCAAACACAGGGAACACAUUUUAGCUGUGAUGAGACACAGACUAAAAAAUUCAUGCCCUCUAGAGUAUAGCUGACUUACAGUAUAAUUUCAUGUCAAGGUUAGAAACUUAAACCUUACCAUAAAAUUCACUGGAAAGUCUUCACCUGCCAAGGAGAUUAGCACCACUGUAAAUGCUAUGUGUUUCCACAGCCCUAAUCGCCAUCUGCACUUGAUACAGUAGCAUCUCUAAGUUAGUAUCUCCACUGUGAAGCUAGUUGCAGGAUCCAUGUGCAAUUGAAUAAUAGAGAAACUAGUAAGUACCAACAUCCAGCUGUGCACGCUACCUGCAGUUUGUACCUCUCUCUGAAACUUAGGCCGACGUUCAAAGUGCCAAAGCCUGUUGAAAUCAAUGUACCUGGAGUUACGUACCUGGAUACCUUUAAUACUGUGGACGUAAUCCUUGAAUCCUUCAAUCCCUGUGUACAGGUUCACAAAUUCUCAGGAAGGGGAGAGUCCUAUACAACUGAUGUCAGCUUCUCUGUUGCUGUCUCCUAUGCGCCUCCCCCCCUUGAAAGUCCACAAGAACCAGCGCUUAUUUCUGUGCAUCCCAGUAUCUGAAGCUAGAACCUUCACUUCUGCACAGGCCCAAUUUUAAUGUGUAGGAGGCUAACCAUAGAUAGUAGUCCAAAGUAAUUUAUUUCUACCUAGCUCUUCUGUGUAGAAACUUCUUCCAAAAUUUAGCAUGUGGUUUAGCUGUUUAUUCCUUUAGCAAUGCUUUCUAGAAAUGCUAUUAUUCAGUGGUUAAUUCUUUUUAAUUGAAAAGAAACUUCCUUUCUUCCCUAAUCCUUGUUUUUGUGUGGGUAUGAUGAGAUUAUGCUUAAGCAAACCAUUUAAUCAUUAUUCUGGUUAUAGCCAUUUCUGGGAAGAGCUAUGUGUAGUGCUGAUUGUGGCAUGUGACAGGGAAUACAGGUAGGGUCUGGGAUUUUUUUUUUUUUUUCAUUUCUGAUCAUUCCACAGUAGUUUGAAGAAAUCAUGCAACACCAUAAUUUUUUAUUAAAAAUUAGUAGUUUGUUGUCUUGCUUAGUAUAAAAGGACCAAGUUACAUAGCAAAGAAGCACAAAUGUUGGAUUUUAUGCAACAAAGAUGACAUCCGGCAGCUAGAAAUCCCUCUUCUCUGAGUCUCCCUGUUCUAAGUAGUGCUUCUGCAGGGACACGACAUAAGGCGCCAUUAGCAGCCCUCACCAACAGCACACCUGGGACUCCAGGAAGUUAUAUUGGUGCAAGGAGUAACUCGUAUCUCCUCUUUCUGUUUUUUCCACUAAUCCCCAUUAGAACAUAUACUUUAACCUAGCUAUAUUACAUACUAAACAAGCAUUUUUGGCCAAACAUGGUUGGGCUGGUUAUUUAAAAAGAAAAUAAAAACACUGCAGAAAUAUGCAUCAUUCUUCUCACUUAAUGCUCAGAAGUUCAAAUUAAGAACUAAAAGCAAAGGGAAGAGGCGAUGUCCUAAUUCUGUGGAUAUCAGUGGAACUACACUGUGUGAUCCUGGAUUAGUGCAAUAAUGAGCUCGUCUGUGGGGCCACAUUCCUCAAAUCCUCUUUAUUUUAGGCAAAUUCACAAGCUGAGGUUUGCUUACUUUCCACUGCCAGUGAUUCACAGGACAGAGCUUAUUGAGAGCACCAUUUGUUAAGAAGCGUGACAAUAGGAUCUCUUUCAACUUUUUUUGCCCUAUGGUCCCACUCAUCAGAAGGUAGUUAUGUACUUCAAUUAAUUUCGUCUGAAUGCCAUGGAGCGCUAGGGUCCGAUUUCCAAUUGGCUUGUUGGGUUAAUCUGGGCUGUAGUGUAGUGAGUGUCAGCAUGAGGAAACAAGAAGCAAGCUGAACCUGAAGAGAGCUGAGCUAGUGGAGAGGCACAGGCACAGGUAUGCAAGCUCAGCAAGGGACAAAUAUCACCUCCAUAAUCACCGGAGACCUCAGCUCUGCAGAGGAAAGCAAGAUUUGAUACCAAGGGAGAGCAGUCAGGAAGGGCAGAGCACUGUUGUACCAGAGCCAUGACCUGCAAGCAGGUGCGAGGAAAAGAUUUAAAGGUAUGCAAUGACAGCAGCAAGCACCUUUCUUCAGUUCUCAUUCCCUUUCCCCAAUUUUAUCAUUAUUUAUGAUACUGUAAGCAUACUUACUUGGGCCGUGAUUCAAUUUUCAGUUCUGGCUGAAGGGAAAAAAUAAAAAGAAAAAAAAAGAGCCAAAGGGAGUGGACAUUCCAUUUUGCCAAAGACCAACGAAAAUCAAAUUUUCAGUAUUCCCAUGAUGAGGCUGCCAUAAGAAGCAUUUUACUACACGACAUUAUUCCCAGGAUUUCAUCUCUAUAGCUGUAUAUUCAGAAGGAGCCACUAAUAUUUUUAGAAAAGACUGUAAAUGACCUUUGUCAAGAGAGUUCAUUCUCGGAGUUUACCUUCUGCAGAUUUCAUGUCUAGCUACAAUUCCCCAGUUUCAUUUAUUUCCUCCCUCUGUCUUUUGGCCCUUAUUUAAAGAAACACCUCCCCAUAUCUGCUGCGAUUUUUCGUGCUGCUAGCUUUGUUUGGUUCUUAGGUGUCCAUUGUUCAGGCAGUCACUGUAAGCUGGCUUGCAAAUUGUAUUUUGUGUAUAUUUUAUUCAGACUGAAUUCUGAAAUGGAAAUAUUUUAAAACAAAAAAAAUUAUAAACUAUUUAUGUUGCUUGUGUUGUAGAAUAA